AGAGUGAACAUUUUACUUGUCGUAAUAAUUUCUUCGUCCCCCAUCUUUGGCCCUAACCCGACGAAGGAAACGAAAGGCGAAGAACGGGUGUUCUUACUCAGCCAUCGCCGGCCAACGGAGACGUUAAUAGCGGUGAGACGACAAGGGAUUUCGUUCCAUAUUUGACCGAAGUUAUCUGUAAUUGUUUUCCUAACAGGCUUAUUACUGAAACCAGAUCAGUUUAACUAAACCAUGGAUCGAACAAAUGGAGAUGACCAUGAAGGAGUCAGUGUCAUGGGUUUUGAAGUUCCCACAUCGCCCGAUUCAAGCUACAACAAUCCCAUACCAAGAAUUGAGGAUGAAGCUCGAGACCCCCUGCUUGUCCCUCCUCAUCUGCAGCAAACCUUGCUGAACUAUCUACCCAGCCAAGAUGAUCCAAGUAGUCUUUCUGUGCCUCAAAAUGUGAUUCUUAACCACCUCUACAUUGAAAAUCGAGAUGUCUCCAGAUCUGCUGCUGCUCUUGGGAUAACCCAUCGUUUCUUAUCUAAAUAUGUUACUGUUGUUCUUUAUAAGCCGGUCCAGAGAAGGUGAUCAUGAACACUGAAUCCUUAUUCGUCCAUGGCUAGUCAGUCCAUAUUCAGGAGAACUGGUGGCUUUGGUUGUUAUCAUUGGAUAAGUAAUCCCCACUUUUCAGUUGCACAGGGUCUGUUGAACUCAUUUUAUUUAAUUCUGGAUCAAAUAUUCUGAAUGCAAGAAGUGUUGUUCCUUCCUGCAAAACACCUUUUUCCUUUUUUUUUGUUUGCAGUAUGUUACUCAUGUGUAUGUUAGGUUGGCCUUUGUCAUUACAAUGCCUAGUGUUUUUGCGUGUUUGGCCAUAGACAAAACUAAACCUUAUCCAGUCAAGCCAGAGAGUAUUCUACCCAUGUGUUUGUGGAAUUUGAGGAUAGAAUCCUAGUGAGAGAAUUAUUUAGCUUCAGCAUGCCAUGCUCUGUAUACAACUCGCAUUUUUCAGUUUUGCACUAUUAUUUUCAGCUUAUGCCCCUAAAUUAAUUAUUCGCUUUUCAGGCACAAUUCAACAAAGUGAGUGGGACCUUUCAUUAUUAUUUUCAGCAACACUAUAUUUUUCUUUCUUGUCCUGUUUCUCAUUACAAAUACUUGUUUGUACUAUCCACAUUAGGCAAAUAUGACAAUGAUAUACAUGUGGAUUUUUUUUUUAUCUUUGCAGGAUUUUAGCAUCUGU
Zingiber officinale is the source of this 1219-nucleotide messenger RNA. RefSeq names its product SNF1-related protein kinase regulatory subunit beta-3-like. The record is from RefSeq and is a predicted model, not a curated record. The coding region runs from base 232 to 570 and encodes 112 amino acids. NCBI's taxonomy places the organism in Eukaryota, Viridiplantae, Streptophyta, Magnoliopsida, Zingiberales, Zingiberaceae. The transcript has 3 exons. Gene Ontology annotation, molecular function: protein binding.